Molecule: messenger RNA, 1817 nt
Organism: Fundulus heteroclitus (mummichog)
Lineage: Eukaryota; Metazoa; Chordata; Actinopteri; Cyprinodontiformes; Fundulidae
Gene: epsti1
Product: epithelial stromal interaction 1
Exons: 10
Coding region: 196-1239 (347 amino acids)
Molecular function (GO): ubiquitin binding
Source: RefSeq, a predicted model, not a curated record
UGGCGCUGCCCUGCGAAAACCUCCCACUCGGCUUUGCCAGUUUUCUCGUAAACAGCUGAGAGCAGAUCUAUGACUCAGGUGACAACACUGGGUUCUCACUGCGGGUUCUUAGAAAACAGAACCACUUUCGGAAUAGAACAGCCGGGCCGCAGGGUGUGAUCCGCUUCAUUCGAACCGGCCAAGUUUGUCCGCAACAUGGAUCCCGAGCCGAACCCGAGGAACCCAGGGUACCAGCUGAACCCCAGAAGUCACCUGCGGCAGAGCGCAUCAGCUGCUCCUGGGGGGGAUCGGGCAGCUCAGCAGGUGGAUGGAGCUACACCUGAGACGGGGGAGCAGCCAGCAGUGGACAGACAGCCUCAGCACUUAGGCGCAUUCACCGUGAUUCCACCGAACCAAUCCCGCCGGAACGAGAUGAAAGCAAUGGCUCAGAAGGAAGAGGAAGAACUUCAGAGGUACAGGGAGGCACACAAACCUCCUCCUUUGGACCUUAAUCCAGAACGACUGGGUGGCGGGGAUGUGACUGAAGCUGAAGCCAGGGAGAGGCAGUUUGCAGAUCUGAGGUUCUCCAGGAUCCAGAAGAAGCUUAAAAAGGAGGAGAUGGACAAGAAGAGGAAAGAGGAGGAGGAGGCAGAGUUGCAGAAGAUGAAGGCCAAGCAGAGGGAGAAGGCUGAACGUCUGGAGCAGAAGAGUCAGCAGGAGGAGCAGAGGAGGAGGAUGCAGUUUCAGCCGGAUCACACCAGGAAAAUGGAGACUUUCCUGCAGGGUGUUGAGAGAUCGGCUGCUGCAUCCAGCAGUGCUGCACGCGCAUCAUCCACGAGCAAAGAAGUGGACAAUCAGGAGACAAAGAUCCCGAUAAAAAGUAUGAAAGAGCUGCAGCUGGAACACAAAAGGGUGAACCAAGCCUUCCUUGACAAACUGGAAUCUAAGAAAGCAGGGACGGAGCUGGAAACAAACAAGUGUUUCAGUCAAGAGGAAGAGCCUCCUCGUUUGGGCCCCGGUGACAGCAGACGACAGACCACAACUGGACGAGACUCCCUGACUCACCUGGAGCCAGACCCCGAGCAGAGCCGCUCCAACUGGACAGAGGAAACCGAUCCUGAGCGUGACCAUGACUGGAACUUGAUGAAACUAAUGAACAACUUUCCCGACUGCAACAGAGAAUUCCUCGAGGACAUUCUUAACCAGUGCAACGGCGAUUAUCAGCAGGCCUACACACUCCUCAUCUGCACACUUAAUUGAAAUUUUUCUACUCUGUUUUCUAAUUUCAUCUGCAGGUGUGUGAUGUUUGUAUUUAAAUUGCUCUGCUGAAUGCUAAACAAAACUAGUUUAAAUGGUACCUACAAGGCAGAGUGUGAUUCUUGGGAUCUGUUUUCCAUUAUCCCGUAAAUCUUCAAAUGUUUGGUGCCUUGUAUCAUUUCUGGAAGCGCUGGUGAGUCAUAUUGGGACUUUGACCCAACUGAGAGUUGAUGUUGCUUUUGUAGGAAUAUGGUAAAGGCCAAUGCUCAAUGACUCACAAUCUUUAAAUCACAUUUUGGGUUCAUAAUUAAGUCAAUAUGUUAAAAAGCUUAUUAUAUUUAAUUUUUUUGUUUUGCUUUAUGGUCAGAUUGGUGAGUCAUGAAUCUUAACAUAAGACGAGGAUUCAAGUUCAACGGAGCGGGGUCCUGCAAUUUGAGAGUUUUCUUGGUAUACACUAGGUAUAGUGCUUCCUAUGAAGCUGUCCUUGUAAGUUAUAGCACCACUGCUUUGGACAGCAGAAAUUAUCAAAUGACAGGGUCAACAAAGACCAAUGGGUGGUGCUCUCCACAUAAGGGGCUGAA